AUCCGGAGCGUGAGGAUGAUGGCGGCCCCUAACAAGCCCAAGUGAACAUAAACCUCAUCUGCUGCCUAUCCUUUCUCUGCGUCUCUCUCAAAAUCACAAAUACUCCUCACCUUUUUUCUGAGACCCUGAUGUUCUUUGUCUUGUAAAAUACUAGCUAGUUGACCUUCCUUCCCAUGGCAGCCAUUAUCUUCUCCCCAAACAUACCCACCAACCAUAUUCGCUUCCCAUUUCCCCAAAACCACUCAUGGUCCCGCCGACUUGGACCCCGAUGUUCUCUCCAAAAUCCUCAGCAACCACUACUCCACAAUAGAACGAAAGGGAGAUCGUUUUCCUUGAAAGAGUGUGCCAUUUCAGUAGCUUUAGCGGUUGGGUUAAUAACUGGAGUUCCUGCAUUGGAUUUUUCUGCAAAUGCCAAUGCAGCAGCUAGUCCAGUUUUUCCCGAUCUGUCAGUGUUGAUAUCUGGACCACCCAUUAAAGACCCGGGAGCGUUGUUGCGUUAUGCGCUGCCUAUUGACAAUAAAGCUAUCAGGGAAGUACAAAAGCCACUCGAAGACAUCACAGACAGUCUCAAGGUUGCUGGAGUCAAGGCACUCGAUUCAGUGGAAAGGAAUGUGAGGCAGGCAUCUCGGGCCCUCAAGCAGGGAAAAACUUUAAUUAUAUCGGGGUUAGCUGAAUCGAAGAAGGACCAUGGAGUAGAACUGCUAGACAAGCUGGAAGCGGGAAUGGAUGACCUCCAACAAAUUGUGGAGGAUAGGAAUAGAGAUGCAGUGGCACCCAAACAGAAGGAGCUACUUCAAUAUGUUGGGGGAGUUGAAGAGGAUAUGGUGGAUGGCUUCCCAUAUGAAGUGCCUGAAGAAUACCGAAGUAUGCCUUUAUUGAAGGGGAGAGCAACUGUGGAAAUGAAGGUCAAGGUUAAGGACAACCCUAACAUAGAUCAGUUCGUGUUCCGUAUAGUUCUAGAUGGUUAUAAUGCACCUGUAACUGCUGGGAAUUUUGUAGACUUGGUGGAAAGACACUUCUAUGAUGGCAUUGAAAUCCAGAGAGCUGAUGGCUUUGUUGUUCAAACUGGUGACCCUGAAGGUCCUGCAGAGGGUUUCAUUGAUCCCAGUACAGAAAAAACCAGGACGAUACCAUUAGAAAUCAUGGUGGAAGGGGAGAAAGCACCCUUUUAUGGAGCAACUUUGGAAGAGCUUGGUCUAUACAAGGCUCAAACAAAGCUUCCAUUUAAUGCAUUUGGAACAAUGGCCAUGGCCAGAGAUGAAUUUGAGAACAACUCCGCGUCCAGCCAGGUGUUCUGGUUACUGAAAGAAAGUGAAUUAACUCCCAGUAAUGCCAACAUAUUGGAUGGCCGGUAUGCGGUGUUUGGUUAUGUGACAGAAAAUGAGGAUUAUUUGGCAGAUCUCAAGGUUGGUGAUGUCAUAGAGUCAAUACAAGUAGUCGCUGGAUUGGAUAAUCUAGUCAAUCCGAGUUACAAGAUUGCUGGCUAGCUGCUAUAUUUUUCUCUUCGAUACUAAAUACCGCAUAUGAGAAUUUAUUGGUCACUUCCACCAAAUUCAUUGAUAAAGGUCAUAAUUUAUGCGGUUCAAAUUUUAAGUGUAUUUUUUCAUUCGGGAAUUCUCUAAUCGAAUGGUCGAGAGAAUUUCAGUAUCUAUGUUGAGAUGGCAUUCUUGUACGAUGGUGUACCUUUGCCACGAUGAUAUUCUUUUCUAAUGCAUUCUUGUGUUUGCUUGUU
Messenger RNA from Carya illinoinensis, 1732 nucleotides. Its product is annotated as peptidyl-prolyl cis-trans isomerase, chloroplastic. Gene Ontology annotation, biological process: protein peptidyl-prolyl isomerization. The record is from RefSeq and is a predicted model, not a curated record. Lineage: Eukaryota; Viridiplantae; Streptophyta; Magnoliopsida; Fagales; Juglandaceae. Bases 174 to 1487 code for a protein of 437 amino acids. The transcript has 7 exons. Gene Ontology annotation, molecular function: peptidyl-prolyl cis-trans isomerase activity.